CCGAGCAAUGCCUUGAAAGCUGAAGCUGCACUCGGCGGGCGGCGAUCUUGGGGAACAAACAAAGCAAACAUGGCCCGACGUGACAGUAUUGUUUACUUGAGCAGUCGCGACAGAGCCAAUUUGCAGUCAGCAUCUGCGCAGACUCGAUCGCUGUCGAACUGCGACCAGAAAAAUACUGAAUAUAGAGGCAUACGCUCACAAUAGCAGAAAUACUCAACCCUCAUAUUCGGCCUCCUCGUCGGCGAUGGCAACUCCUCUGUCCCCCGCAACGGCGGUUGCCCAAAUCAAACAACUUCAGUACGGCCAAAGCGAUGACCCAAAUGCCGAACUCGCAAUUAUACGCAUUAGCGAACCGAUAACAAUGUCUCUAGAUGGCGCGGGCAGACCAGCCAAACGCACCUCAGAUGUGUCUGUAGAUUCAUCAGAGAGCCCUACACCAGCCUCAUUAGAUGCGGACUUGACACAUUACAAGGAGUUGUUCUCAAAAUUACGUUUUUCAUACUUGGAACAAGUCACAAAGGAGAAAUUCCUCCGCGCUAUUGUUGGCGACCCCCCGCUGGUCGUGGGCCAUAACGAGAAUGUGGAACUGGAGACGAAGCUAGCGGAAGUCAAACAGGAGCUUCAAAACCAGAAAGAGGAAGUGCGAGUCAUGGUGGAGGUGAUGGAAAAGACCGGGCGAGACUUAGCGAAACGUUAUAAGAAUGUUCAGCUUCAGAAAAUACAAUUAUCGACUCUCCCAGAAGAGAUAACUAACUUGGAAAACACAAUUUCCUCAUUACGAGCGCUACAGGCAAAGCACCUACUUGCAGCAGAUCCAAGUGACCCUUCCUCUUCACAGAACCUGCCAUUGCCAGCAACUUUAUCAUUGCUCGCAGAGCGCGAGGCCGAAUUGGCUGCAAUUGACCGACAAUUGACUUCAAUGCACACGACUCUUCCUCGGAAAACACGAGAGGCUGAGGCCAUCGAACGAGAGCUUAGUACAUUGGAACGGAGAAAGGUCGAGACUCUAGGUCAAGCGCGGGAAGCACAAAGGAAGAAAAUGGAGGGCGAGAGCGAUGGAUUGGAAGAAAUGGGACGAUGGUAUCGAGGUGCUGAAAUGACACUGAAAAGUUUGGUCAAUGUGGAGAAUUAGGACAUAAUGUGUACGAUUAUUGACUUAUGACUUGAUUUGAGUUAAGACAGGCAGGGUUGCGGCGUUCAAGUGCAAUAUUAAACACUCUAGUGCAUUUACAAUCUAAUGUUCGUUACAAGAUCUAAGUAUUUUGAACCUCUGAAAAUAAAGCUACC
This is a messenger RNA of Talaromyces proteolyticus, 1287 nucleotides long. RefSeq lists its product as uncharacterized. The record is from RefSeq and is a predicted model, not a curated record. The coding region runs from base 245 to 1132 and encodes 295 amino acids. Lineage: Eukaryota; Fungi; Ascomycota; Eurotiomycetes; Eurotiales; Trichocomaceae. Gene Ontology annotation, cellular component: kinetochore. Gene Ontology annotation, biological process: attachment of mitotic spindle microtubules to kinetochore; protein localization to kinetochore; kinetochore assembly. The transcript has 3 exons.